Molecule: messenger RNA, 2016 nt
Organism: Brettanomyces nanus
Lineage: Eukaryota; Fungi; Ascomycota; Pichiomycetes; Pichiales; Pichiaceae
Product: acetyl-CoA synthetase
Exons: 1
Coding region: 1-2016 (671 amino acids)
Cellular component (GO): cytosol
Molecular function (GO): AMP binding; acetyl-CoA synthetase activity
Source: RefSeq, a predicted model, not a curated record
AUGCCUGAAAAACAGCUUGAGAAUGAGCAUUUAAUGCACGAAGAUAAGAUCCCUGUUCCUCAGGGUUUCCUUGACAGACAUCCAUCCAAACCAUGGUUGUCCUCUUUUGACGAGUACAAAUCCAUGUAUAAGGAGUCAAUUGAGGAACCAUCCAAAUUUUUUGGCAAGAUGGCCAAAGAGAAUUUGUCCUGGUUCAAGGAGUUUACUGUGGCCAAAGUUCCCGAAGCCCCGCAAUUGAGGGAUAACAACGGUGAACCUUCUGCUUGGUUUGUUGAUGGCCAGUUGAAUGCUUGCUACAAUUGUGUUGACCGCUGGGCUAUCAAAGAUCCGAAGAAACCUGCAAUUGUCUACGAAGCUGACGAGCCUAACCAGGGCAGAAUUGUCACCUACGGAGAAUUACUCAAAGAGACCUGUAAGUUGGCACAGGUUUUGACGAAUGCCGGUGUUAAAAAGGGGGACACCGUGGCGGUUUAUAUGCCUAUGAUCCCUGAGGCCGUGGUUACUUUGAUGGCUAUCGCAAGAAUUGGCGCAGUUCACUCUGUUGUUUUUGCAGGCUUCAGUUCUGCCUCUUUGAGGGAUAGAAUCAGAGACGCUGACUCGAGAGUCGUCAUAACUACCGACGAGUCUAAGAGAGGCGGCAAGACCAUCCAGACCAAAAAGAUUGUUGACGACGCAUUGACCGGAUGUCCUGAUGUUAAAAACGUUAUCGUGUUCAGAAGAACUGGUAACAACCAAAUCCCUUGGAAGUUUGGUAGAGAUUUGUGGUGGCAUGAGGAGUUGGCCAAGUUCCCAUCAUACUCUCCACCUGAACCUGUCAACGCAGAAGAUACUUUGUUUUUGCUCUAUACCUCUGGUUCAACAGGAAAGCCAAAGGGAAUUCAGCAUACCACUGCUGGAUACUUGCUUGGUGCUAUGUUGACCACUAAGUAUGUGUUUGACGUCCAUCCAGAGGACACCCUAUUCACUGCCGGUGAUGUCGGUUGGAUCACAGGCCACUCGUAUGUGGUUUAUGGUCCUUUGUGCAAUGGUGCAACUACCGUUGUCUUCGAGGGUACUCCAAACUAUCCAUCGUACUCUAGAUACUGGGAAAUUGUUGACAAGUACAAGGUGACCCAGUUCUACGUGGCUCCAACUGCUUUGAGACUGUUGAAAAGAGCUGGAGAGUCAUACAUCAAGGAUUUCAAAUUGGAUUCUUUGAGAGUUUUGGGUUCUGUGGGUGAGCCAAUUGCUGCAGAUGUUUGGGAAUGGUACAACGACUACAUUGGUCGUAGAAAGGCACAUAUAUGUGAUACUUACUGGCAAACGGAGUCGGGAUCUCAUUUGAUCUGUCCAUUGGCUGGUAUUACUCCUACCAAACCCGGUUCGGCCUCAUUGCCAUUCUUUGGUAUCGAACCAUCCAUUGUGGACCCGGUUACUGGAGAAGAGCAGAAGGGUUCCCGCGUGGAAGGUGUGUUAUGCAUCAAAACUUCGUGGCCAUCAAUGGCUAGGACUAUCUGGCACGACUACAACAGGUUCUUGGAUACCUACUUGAGACCAUAUCAUGGCAUCUAUUUUUCGGGUGACGGUGCUGCUAGAGACGAAGACGGUUUCUACUGGAUUUUAGGUAGAGUGGAUGAUGUUGUGAAUGUUUCUGGCCACAGAUUAUCCACCGCCGAAAUCGAGGCCGCCAUCAUUGAACAUCCUCUGGUGUCAGAGAGUGCCGUGGUUGGAUAUCCAAACGAAUUGACAGGAUCUGCCGUUGCUGCCUUUGUUUCUUUGAAAAAUAAAAAGGUGGACGACGAGACUGCUGUCAAAAAGGAUCUCAUUUUGGCGGUGAGAAAGGAGAUCGGACCAUUUGCUGCUCCUAAACUGGUGUUAUUGGUUGACGACUUGCCAAAGACGAGAUCCGGUAAGAUUAUGAGAAGAAUUUUACGUAAGAUCUUGGCCGGAGAAGAGGAUCAAUUAGGCGAUGUCUCUACGUUGAGCAACCCCGAUGUUGUCGACCACUUGAUCCAUGUUGUUAAGCAGGUUAAAUAA